Messenger RNA from Glycine soja, 970 nucleotides. RefSeq names its product DNL-type zinc finger protein-like. Gene Ontology annotation, molecular function: protein-folding chaperone binding; zinc ion binding. Gene Ontology annotation, cellular component: mitochondrion. NCBI's taxonomy places the organism in Eukaryota, Viridiplantae, Streptophyta, Magnoliopsida, Fabales, Fabaceae. Gene Ontology annotation, biological process: protein folding; protein stabilization; protein import into mitochondrial matrix. The record is from RefSeq and is a predicted model, not a curated record. The transcript is spliced from 4 exons. The coding region runs from base 79 to 747 and encodes 222 amino acids.
UUAUAAAAUAAAAUAAUAAAGAGCUGAGGAAAUGGGAUUGUAGUUUGUUCGGUCUGAGAAGAACACACAGUUUGAUCGAUGAUGGAAACGUUGGCCACAUCUUCUUCUGCAACUCUUCCAUCUUCUUCUUCUCCCUUUUCCAUUUUCCCUUCAAGAAGAACUUCCCUUUAUCCUCCCAAGACUCUCCAAUUUCGUUUACCCUCCUCCAAGCGUGAUGAUGCUUUCGAUUCAGACUCCAAAGAAAAAAACAAGCUUCCAAUUCUUAGUGAUCGCUGCCUCUCUCUUUCCCCUCUUUCCAAAAAAUUGUGGGGUCAGGAUGCUGCGAUGGGGCUGGUGCUGAGUGCUGCGACGGGCAGAGGAUGGACCACGGGUUCAGGGAUGGAAGGCCCCUCUGUUCCUGCAGUUGGUAGGGAUAGCGAAUCGGGGACGGGGAACAUCUCCACUUUCCCUUGGUCUCUCUUCACAAAAUCCCCUAGGAGAAGGAUGCUGGUGGCUUUCACCUGUACCAUCUGUGGCCAGCGAACCACACGGGCUAUUAAUCCCCAUGCUUACACUGAUGGCACUGUUUUUGUGCAGUGCUGUGGAUGCAAUGCAUAUCAUAAGCUCGUGGAUCACUUGAACCUGUUUCAGGAGACAAAUUGCUAUUUAAAUUCAAGUUUUAAUUAUAAAGGAGAAGGAUGGGAUGAUCUUAAGUUCAGGUAUAUGGAUGAUAACGACGAUGAUGAUGACAUAUUCCCCCUUGCAUAAGUGAAUUGCCUGUGUAUGGAGCAUAUACUCUCUGCCUAAUCAUAUGGAAGUUCAGUUUAGAUGUCUUGUAUAUUCUUUAGGUUUUCAUGCUUUAUAGUGAAAUUUGUCAGAGACUUGUAUAGUAACAUGUUUAUACUUAGCUUUGAACUCAUUUGUAUGAUCAUAAAUUUCAUAAUGUACAAGACAUUACAUCAAUAUUUCCUUUGCUUUACAUUCUGUGAAA